Ambispora leptoticha is the source of this 565-nucleotide messenger RNA. Lineage: Eukaryota; Fungi; Glomeromycota; Glomeromycetes; Archaeosporales; Ambisporaceae. The record is from the annotation of a GenBank genome assembly.
AUGUCACUAUUGCAUGUCAAAACUGCAGAAAUCGUAAAGCGCGAUGCAGUGGGAAGCCAUGCUGCCAGCGCUAAAAGAGGGCCACCAAAGAAUGCACAUAAAGAAAUUAUAGAGUCACGACUUUCAAGAAUCAGGGAAUACUCUCAAUCUCCGCCAAAGUCAAAUCCUGAUUAUCCGACCGUUCGAAAUGGCUUCAAACCGGGAUUACCGUUAUUAAAGUCUCCGCAAUGCAGUCAUAUGAUUUCUAGAGGAAUAUUAGAUUUUAACUGUGUAUCUCCAAUGAACUCGAGUUCGAUGCCUUUUGAGCUCAAAGAUAAUAUGAGUUCAACGGAUCCGUUUUUGCCAUCAAUAAAUUUUCGAGAUAAUUUUUUACCAAAAAUCGUAAACAAUAUCGAAGAGAUCCGACCUUCUCUUCCAAACAUUUCAUCAUUUCCUGAUUCAUAUAAUCCAGCACCACAAUUUUCAUUACCAAAUUCAUUUUUAACUCCUCGCAGUCUUCAAGAACCGAGAAAUGAUAUAGAAAUUUCUCACCAAAACUGUUACAAUGAGAGACAAGGGAUUUGGC